Sycon ciliatum is the source of this 2915-nucleotide messenger RNA. RefSeq names its product ERC protein 2-like. NCBI's taxonomy places the organism in Eukaryota, Metazoa, Porifera, Calcarea, Leucosolenida, Sycettidae. Bases 427 to 1947 code for a protein of 506 amino acids. The record is from RefSeq and is a predicted model, not a curated record. The transcript is spliced from 7 exons.
GACCCUUCCCCGGGAUUGGCCGUCUGCAGGUCCCCACCAGUCAUCACCACUGACCUGUGUUUCGCGAUCCUGCUGCGUGAUUGUGCACGCACAGGUCAAGACUCCAAGAGUACACAUGUGCAGGCUAGAAAUCAAGACUUCUUUGGCCUGACCAUGCUCUCCGUGACUCAGUUACAUGCUGGACAUAAACCAGUCGGCCAUCGUGAACGUCGACAAUUUGGAGAAGAGCCGCUGCAGAGGCAGUAGGAAAGUAUUUUCGAUCGUUGUGCUGGCCACAGUGAAGCCAUUAUCACAAAGAAGAGUAUCAGGUUUGGAAGGGAGUUUUUUUGCUCCGCUGGAGAAGCUGAAGGAGAAGUUUCGUUUUUCUAUCUGUUCCAGUGGCGGUUCAUGCAGUACGUCUAAGAUUUGCGAGUAGAACUAACCAAUAUGGAGGACCUGCAGAUGCAGCUUGAAAGGACCCGAUCCGAGCUAGUGAUAGCCUGCGCACGCCUCCGUGGAACCGACGUGCUCGCCCGAAACUGUGAGGAGUUGCGCAGGGAGAAUGAUAUCCUCCGCGAGCAGCUACAAAGAUACGAGGAUGCGCUGCUGAGCGUGGAGAACAGGCUUGAAACACUGGGCAAUCUGAACGGUGGCGUGGAGACCGCACAGAGUAUGGACAUGUCUCGGCCAGUUGCCUUCAGUAGUUUGCUGGAAGAGAACCAGCGUUUGAGCAGUAUCAUUGAAAUGUACGAACGGCAACGGCUACCGGGACAAGACUCCCAAGGCAUGAAUUUCGGUGGAAUGUCAGACGAGCGUGCGGCACUAGAAGCGAGAAUAGAGGAACUGCAAGCAGAGAACGAGUUUAUUCGCGAGGAGUGGCAACAAGUACAAUCUGCGACAACGACGGCGGCGAAAGGUGGAGAGAGUUCUGACGUGGAGGUGCUUGAGCAGCGUCUGGAAAGGAGUGAAAGAGCAGUGGUGACGAAAACGAGAUUGUGCGAAAUGCUUACAGCUGAGCUGCAGAAGCGCCAACAGCAAGCGCCAACCCCGAACCAGCAAUGUUGUAAGCAUCAGGCAGAAGCGGAGCAGCUCAAUGAAAUGGUUGCAAAGUUGUAUGAGGACAUAGACAAUGUCUCUCGUCAGCGACAAGAAGACAACGCCAACUUCUCUCGGUUACGGGAGGAGAUGGAGAGGCGCAGUGCAGAACAGCAAGCCCUUAUUCAGGGCAAUCAGGAGCGUGAAGCUAUGUUGGAAAGAACGUUUGCAGCUGAAAAGCAGGAACUCACUGGCAAGCAAAGGCAAUUGCAGAAUUUAGUCGCCCAGCUUAACGAAAACUUCCGUCAAGCCAAGCGCCAGCAAAAUCAGCUCAAUGCCACUCUAAGCCAAACGCAAUAUAAAUUAAACCAGAUGACUACGGACCGAGAUACCAUACGCCAGCACCUCAACCAAAGCAAGGAAAGAGAGCAGAAGCUAUCCGAAAGACUUGUGGAAAUGUCCGACAACAUGAGCAAACUCCACAAGGAGAACAUAAUGCUGAAGGAGGUACCUAGAAUGGCAAGCGGCGGGCGUCUACCUCCAACGGGACCAGCGAUGGGCUACCAACCUGAAGGACUGACCGCACGAGAUUGUACCCCCACUCGGCAACCCGUAUAUGUGAGCGAUGGCAUGCAUGCGAGAGGUGAUGUUAGUAGAGGUGCAAGAGGCGGUGAAGCCAAACACAUGCCAUUCGCAAAGCCACUGGAUUCCAGCACCGUGGUGCAGUCGCAGAUGCACGGCGAUCGAAGCGGUGAAAUGAAACCAAUCCCGUUCGUGAAGCCCAUGGACACCGGCAGCGGCGGCGGUGGCGGUAGUGUAGCCGCCUCUGGCCACGGCGUUGAGCGUGUUUGUCCUGUGUGCAAGAAGGCUUUCAAGAUGGAAAUACAAGCAUUCUACAAGCACUGUGACAUGUGCGCAGAAAAGCAGGGCUAGGCAGGGUGCUAAGCUUGGCUUACAACGUGCAAAAACGGGGCUAAUCUUGGCGUGCAAUUGACGCGCGUCGCUAUUCAUGUUCGUACACGUCGGCUCUACUCUAGUGCAGGAAUGAUUCUGUCCUGGCCUGGUGUAGCUAGUGUGUUCACAACACGGCAGCUGCGCACCGGAGAAGCAGUGAUGCUCACACAUGGACGUGUGACCUAGGCGGCAAUUUCUGGCAGGGAACUGCAAGAAAACUUCCUGCUUGCACGUCAGUUGUACUGGUAGAUACCACAAGGGUGUCUAGGAUCAUCUCUCCGUUCACCGUCUUGAAAUAGAAUCCGCAACGCCGUUGUGUCUGGCUUCCCUGCCGAUCUUCUGCCAGCUAGGGAUCAAUACGACAAUGAAAUUGGACUGACGAACUCUUCUGAGUUCUUAUAUGAGGUUGUGUAUGCCUCAAAAUGAGCUUCGCUUGACCAGCUUUUUCUUCUGUUUUGUGCCCAUUGUCAGAGAAUAAUGAAAUGAGGAUAAUUUUGCAAUUUUUGUUCAGUUUCUCUGCUUAUUGGCGCCUGCUCAGUUUGUACGUAUGAGAGACACUGCACCGAUUGUCAUGCAUGUAAACUCUAAAGCCGCUGUUGUGCAUUGCAGAGCGAUGCAAAGCCGGCGAUUGAGAUUCAAUUUUCAGCCACUUAAUUUUCUAAUAUUCCGCAGAGCGUAAUAAUUGCGAGAUAGUUCUGGAUUGGUUUGUGUUUGUAUUUAUGGGUCAAUGCUGCCCCAUUGCCUGCUCCCGGUACGGGUCAUAUUCAGCCAGUCACGGCGGCGUACAUGUACUUGCUGCUCCUGAGAUUAAGUGUCGUUGAUAACCCUCUACGUCAAAUUGAUCUGCACAGUGCUGCAGGUCCGAAUCGGUCUAUCCGGUCCCAUCUUGAUUUCCGUGAUGGUAGAUUGAAUUCCUCUGCUACCAGUCGUAGCAGAGAAUACCAGUA